Molecule: messenger RNA, 4206 nt
Organism: Helobdella robusta
Lineage: Eukaryota; Metazoa; Annelida; Clitellata; Rhynchobdellida; Glossiphoniidae
Exons: 2
Coding region: 1-4206 (1401 amino acids)
Molecular function (GO): transcription coactivator activity
Source: RefSeq, a predicted model, not a curated record
AUGCGUCUUGUCGAUAACGAUGACUUCAAAAGUAACACAAGUUCUACUAAAGUUUUUGAUUAUCCGCCAAGGCUGCUCAGAUAUGAUAUUUUGGCAGCCAAAGAAACGAGGAAACAAGGUGGUAAUUUAAUCGUCGCCUCGCCCUAUUUUGUUUGCAACGAUCAAGAUCUGUGUCCGUUUCAUCCUGUUACUAAUUUUAUAGAUAACAGUUACACCAACGAUAGUUUCGUAUUUUCGAAAAAUAAUGAGCAAUUAAAUUCACAAAUGCAACCAGCAUUACAACCAGAAGCGCAACUGCAAGUAGCAUCUCCACAAACUUUUUUGUUGAAUACUCCAACUAAAAUUACAUUUAAUAGUCCGUUGAUGCCUAUUCCUUUACUGCAGAUCGACUUUGAAAGUAAUGUACAAAAUAACGAUGCAUGCAAUGAUGUUUGUCCUUGCAACUAUUUGGUAAGCAAUCUAUCGUCAGAACCUGAACCAAUUUGUAAUUUUUAUCCAGGUGAAUUUGUGGAAAAUUGUCAAUCUCCAUGUUGUUCGUCCAAAAGUUUUUCUGUGAAAAGCAAAAAUGAUAAAGAAAGCAUUCCACUGUCGUUGUAUAAAGUUUUAGAAAGAAGAAAAUGCAGUUCGAAAAUUGAAAAAAGAAAAACAUGUGACAAAUUUAAGGUACUCAAAUCAGAUGACUCCGAUAACCAGGAAAAUAAUGUCAUAAAAAAAUUGUCAUCUGUUUUAAAAAAUGAAUCCAACUCAAAACGAAGACGCUCGAAAUCAAGUAGACGUUCGUCCAGUAGAAGUCGUAAAAGGUCUUUGAGUAAUAGACGUAGCAGUUUAUUGAAUACAAAUGACUCCAAAACAAUCCAUAAUUUUGUUGAAAACGAACUUAAAUCGUUAGACAACGAAAAUAACAACAAAGACGACUUGCCGAAAAGUGUCAAAAGAGGAGAACUUGUAGAUUUGUUAACGAAAUUAUUCAGAGCAUUGAAACGUGAGUCAGAUGAAUCAAGCAAAGGAGUUCAUUUGGUUAAGAAGAGGAGCAGAUCAAAAAGCAAGUCGAGAGAGAAAAGUACGGAGGAACUAAUGAUGGAAAAGCAGAAGGAGGAACACGAAGAAGCACUCAAUCUACUUAAAUCGUUACUUCAAAAGAAGAAGUUGACAAAAACACAAGGGACUGGUUUAGAUACCGCAAAAAAUGACCUUGGGAAACAAGUUCUUUUAAAAUAUACAAAUGCCAUAAAAAAAUGUGAAGACGACAGAAAUACAAUAAAAGAAGUUGAUGAAAUAAUAAAAAAAUGCAAAUUAUCGCGUUUGGGAAAGAGUGAAGAUAGUUUUAAAUGUAACCAAUCAAAAGAGCAAAUUCAACUGGAAAAAUAUCAAGCAGAGCAAGAAAAAAUAAUUCAAAAUCAGAAAGUAAAAGCUAUAAAACAGAAAUUUUUACAACGUGAAAAAAAUCAAAGUAGUGCAAAUAACAAUAAAAUUUUAGAUGACGAAUCAUGGCUCUCAUAUUCAGAUGAACCAAUUAUUGUCGACGAAAUAAUACAAGAUCAACCGAAUGAUGUGGCAUCAAAUAAUUCGAUUUUGGGGGAAAAAAUGCUUCAAAAAGAUUUAAAUCUACAAAAAUUUCCUGGACGAAAAAAAAUAUUGUUUUUGAACAAUGAGCAUAGGCAACAAAUACUACAAAUCUUACAAACACCACAACAAAAUCAAGACAAACGUGAUUAUCGGCAAAAACAAUUUUCACCUGAACAUCACACAGCCCGCCAGCAAUCCUCAUCACUUCAACAGCGAUCGUCGAAACAACGAAAAUUGCGGGAAACGUCACUUUUGAAAAGCAACUCUCCACAAAAUGUGACCUCAGAACAAACAUUGGCAGAUGAACAUACGUUAGGUGAAAUUUGCAGCUUGCAGACAUUACAAAAUCAAGCACAUCAGCAGCAUCAACGUUUUCUACAAGUUGCAGGCGUAAGAAUGGAAGAACAAAUAUUAAAAAGACAAAAUUCCAAGCUAAAGUUACCGCGGAAAGAAACAGGCCAUUAUGAACAGGAGCCAUGUCUACAAGAGAAUCAACCAAUGUUACAACAGUUUGAGGAACAAAAAUUAUCACCAGCACGACAAAUCACACUGCGACAGCAAAUACCAGAGCUCAAACAAUUACAUGACCAGCGACUACCAUAUGCGCAGCAACAACAAUUGUUCCACAAUCAACAGCAUAUACCACAGAAACAACAAUUGCAUUACGACCAACAAAUACUACGGCAACAACACCAAUUACAUCAGCAAGAAAUACCUCAGCAACAACAAUUACAUCAGCAAGAAAUACCUCAGCAACAACAAUUACAUCAGCAAGAAAUACCUCAGCAGCAACAAUUACAUGAGCAAGAACAGCAAUUGAAACAAAAGCAAGUUGUUUGUCGCUCUCAGGCAACAUCAACGCGGGAACUUAAUGGGACCCCUCAAAUAAUCUGUGAACAGUUUUCAGGCUCAUUUGCAGAAGGUCAAGAACUGAGUCACAAUCAUAUUAAAAGCUGUAAAAUGCUGUCUCCGAGCUUCAAUACUUUAUCCAACAACUUAUCAGCUUCGGAAACAAACGCAAACAAACUCCCGACCGACUUCUCAUGCGAUUGUCAAGUGAAUAAUGAACAUUUGGUUCAAUCUGAAAAUUUUCACGCUUCAUCAAAAAACUAUCAAAAUGAAAAGGAAGAUGCUCACGUUCGAGUACCAGCGUGUGUUGGAUGCCACCGCUUUCAAAAAAUUUCCAAUCUGCCUGGUUCAUCUAUCCGAUCAAAUCCUCAAAAUUAUGCGCAAUCAUUUAUAGGGCACCAAAAUAUCCAGCAGCAUAGUUUGCUAAAAAUUCACAAAGAGCAUAACAAAUUGAAAGGGAGUUUGACAGAAAGAUCAACCCAGCAUUUGACGAGUAACAGAAUAACCAUAAGCAUUCAAACAGCAUCACAAUUUUGUGAGAACAAACAUUGUGCUAGCGGCCAAACAACAUUCAACAACACGAUCGAAGCUGCGCAACGUAGAUCACCACUGAAAGAAAUUAAAUCGAGUAACAUACCGCAAAACGCAACUAAUCAAGUUGAUAAAAAAAUAGAAGAAUUAAAUUGCAACACCAAAAAAGUUGAAAAUCGAAUUAAAGGAAAUAAUUUGGGUACACCGUCACUCUCGGUGCAGCAAAUAUUGCAACAAAGUUCACAGACUGACCUAAAUAGAGAUAUGAAACAAAUGUCAGUAUUGAAUCAAACUACAAACAAUCAGUCCAGCACUAGUGAAUUUUUUAGCGGUGAUGAAUUCCAUGAGGAGCACGUCAUAAGUACUUGGGUGGUGAGCUCAAGAGAAGUACUACUCGGAAAAGAACACACAGUCUACAACAACAGAACAAGUAACAAUAAAUUUAUCAAGUUGUACAAUUACAGAAAAAAUGAAGAUAUUUUGCAUAGCGUUGAAAGUGAUCAAAGUCAUAAAUCAAAGUCAAAUGUUUUGAUCGAUCAAGCAGUUGAGGACGUGAGGCGUGACCAUGGAGGAACGAAAGAAACUUUUAAAACUUUCGUCAACUGCAGACCAAAAAUGAACUUCGAAUCACAUAACACGAGCUUUGUUAGAGAACCGCUACUGGAAAUCACCUCAAGACAAGCAAAUGCAACAAAAAUGGACAACGCAUCAAUGCAGACAGAUUUCGCUAACAAUCACCAACGAGCAAGUCUCAACCAUUACCCACAACAACAUCAUAAAAAACAACAGCACAAGCAUCUACAAAGUUUAAAACAAAUUGCUCCCAUACAAGAUCUAAAGUUCAAACGAUUGACUAACAAUCUUUUCGACAGAUUCUCACCGAGAAAAAUUAUUAUGCAGGACGACGAGAGAAGUGACGUCAGCAGAACUUUUUCAGAAACGAUAUGUCAAAGUCCGCCUCAAGAAAUAAUUAAAAAAACUGCAACGAAUAAAUUUACUUUGAAAAGGAUUGAAUGCAUGGAACACGUUUUGGAACUUCCAUCAAAAUUCAACGUCGUUAAAUCUGAUAACUCAAUUUGCCCGUCUAAAAUGCUGUUCAACAGUCAGCAAGUACUGACUUCCCGAACAGAGCCCAUCCUGAUGAACCAAGCAGAGGUGGUGGAGGACAACGAGGGUGACAACACGACCAGAUCAGCUUUUGAGAAACACGUGAAAAUAUUCGAAAUCGAAGAUAAAACCGGGUUAAAAUUAUUUCAAUAA